AUGGGUCGCUCUCAGGAGCUCAGUGACUCCAAGCGUGGUCCCGUGAUAGGUUGUCACCUGUGCAAUAAGUCCAUCCGUGACAUUUCCUGGCUACUAAAUAUUCCACGCUCAACUGUUAGUGGGGAUUAUAACAAAGUGGAAGCAACUGGUAACAACAGCAACUCAGCCACCAAGUGUGCAGAAGUUGCCAACUGUCUGCAGAGUCAAUAGCUAAAGACCUCCAAACUUGUGAAGGGCACUCUUAAGGCGUCAGCAUACCAAGACAUUUUGGACAAUUUCAUGCUCCCAACUUUGUGGGAAGAGUUUAGGGAUGGCCCCUUC
This is a messenger RNA of Staurois parvus, 321 nucleotides long. The record is from the annotation of a GenBank genome assembly. NCBI's taxonomy places the organism in Eukaryota, Metazoa, Chordata, Amphibia, Anura, Ranidae.